This is a messenger RNA of Rhizophagus irregularis DAOM 181602=DAOM 197198, 862 nucleotides long. NCBI's taxonomy places the organism in Eukaryota, Fungi, Glomeromycota, Glomeromycetes, Glomerales, Glomeraceae. The record is from RefSeq and is a predicted model, not a curated record.
UUAAAUGGAGAUGAUCCGUUCGAUGAAAAAAGCGAUGAAAAAAGCUGGGUAGCAGGAGGAGAACUUAUACUUGGAAUACAAGAAGAUAUCAAAGUGGGAAUGUAUAAAGUUAAUAACUGCUUGAUAGAUUAUGAGGAAUUAUUGAUUAUUCUUGGGGCCCGUACAAUAAGACCACCUCCAGUUCCAGUUCCAGCUCCUGAUCCUGAUGAUCAAAAAGAAGUGGUGCUUAAAUCUUUGCUGGACAAGCUUAUAAGUCAGUCCGAUAUUGAAUGUCAAUGUAAUGAUGUUGUUUUUGUUGUUGGUGAAGAGAAAGUAAAAAUUGGUGCUAGCAGAUAUGUGCUUUCGGCUGUUUCAAAGCAUUUUAAGAAGAUGUUUUGUGGUGGUUUAAGAGAGUCGACAAUGAGAGAUGUUGAAAUUCCAUUAGAGGAAUUUGAACCAGAUACAUUCUGGAUAUUACUUCAAUGGUUGUACGGGCAAUCUUUUGAGGAUGCAGCAAAAUCUGUUUUAUGCAAGCGUGAAAAUUUUACCUCGGAAGAAGAAAGUUAUGAAUCUUACUAUUUAACAUCUUUGUUAAAUCUUCUAAAAAUCUCGGAUUAUCAUGGUGUUAAACUCAAAGAUGAAGUAGAAAGCAAAAUUAUAAAUGGAUCAUAUAUUAGUAUCAUCAAUGUUUGUGAAUGUUUAGUAUGGUCAAAGGAUUCCAAAGCAACUCGAUUAAGAGAUUACUGUAAAAAGUAUAUUAAAUCAAAUUGGGAGCUUGUUUUAGAACAAAAACUAGAAUAUCGCGCAAAUGCUUCGGAUAUACAAGAAGAAGAGGAUCAAACGAGGAUGUUAGAGUUAUUGUUGUCAGAUGAUCAUUAGCUAU